Plasmodium fragile is the source of this 786-nucleotide messenger RNA. RefSeq lists its product as uncharacterized. The record is from RefSeq and is a predicted model, not a curated record. Bases 1 to 786 code for a protein of 261 amino acids. Lineage: Eukaryota; Apicomplexa; Aconoidasida; Haemosporida; Plasmodiidae. The transcript has 2 exons.
AUGAAUUUUCAAAGAAGUCGUUUGUACAGAGAUGUAGUCUUAUCAUUGUUUGUUCUGCUAUUUGUUAUAAUCCUGAGUGAUAUUUAUAUACUAAAAUCAAGCACCUCUCCAUGGAGAACGUACACACGAUUUCAUGAUAGUCGAUCAAGACAGUUAUCAAUAUUUCCAUACGAUCUGGACAGAAUCGGUGACCAAAAAUUUAAAACGAGGGAAGAGAAGGAAGCAUAUGAAUAUUUGCUGAACAUGGUAGAAACAAAAAUGUUGAACGAUGAAAAAAAACGUCGCUCGCGUGAUGUCUCAAGGGCUUACUCCAUGCCAUAUAGAUUUGAUGAAGAAGAUGUUGACAGGAAAUUAUCCAAAAAGGAAUUAAAGAGACUUAUGAGAUCCUUUGGUCCACUAAUAUCUGAGCAUGAUAUGUAUACUACUUUUUAUUAUUAUCACGAUUAUUUACAACGUCGUUUCGCUCAGAUGUUAGUUAAGUUAGAAAAGCUGACCUAUGAGUUAGGCUCGAAACGUACGAUACCCGAUGAAGAUUUAAAUGUGCUGUGGCUGGACUGCAAAAGGAAGUUGAGCAGAUUUCUGUGGGUUUUGAAUCAUCAGGCCCUAAAAAUAUUUUUUGAGUUUGCUAGGGAUGCUCCCUUUGAAGAUACGGCAAGGUUUAAAAAAUUCAUGUCCAAUUUUGUUAAUAAGUGGAAAAAGCAUACACGCGAAAAAAGCAAAAAGUGGGUAGGGGAUAUGACCAAAGAGAUAAAAAAAUAUAAAAGGCGUAGCUUGUUUCAGUGGUGA